AUGAUCCGUAUUCACGAGCCAGGCUUUGGCGUGUCGUUUGGUUAUGCGGCUGAUAUAAUCAUCGGCGAGAAGAACGAGAUGGUACUCAUCAUGAUGGAUGUGUUGACAGACGGAAGCGUCGACUUUGCAAUCCUCCGAGAAGUGAAAAAUCCUGUUCAGGAGCUCGCUGAUUAUUAUGAUGAUGAAGGUCAGGUUGAGAAGACUGAAAUGUAA
Messenger RNA from Perkinsus marinus ATCC 50983, 213 nucleotides. RefSeq lists its product as hypothetical. The transcript has 2 exons. The record is from RefSeq and is a predicted model, not a curated record. Bases 1 to 213 code for a protein of 70 amino acids. NCBI's taxonomy places the organism in Eukaryota, Perkinsozoa, Perkinsida, Perkinsidae.